UCUUUCGGUUGCGAGUCGCGGCGGCCGAGCCUGCGGUCGGGCCGAGCCGGGAGCAAUGGCGACCUUUGUGAGCGAGCUGGAGGCGGCCAAGAAGAACCUGAGCGAGGCCCUGGGGGACAACGUGAAACAGUACUGGGCCAACUUAAAGCUGUGGUUCAAGCAGAAGAUCAGCAAGGAAGAGUUUGACCUUGAAGCUCACAGACUUCUCACGCAGGACAAUGUGCAUUCUCACAACGAGUUCCUCCUGGCCAUCCUCACGCGCUGCCAGAUCCUGGUGUCCACGCCAGAGGGGGCUGGUCCCCUGCCCUGGUCCGGUGGCUCCGCAGCCAAGCCCGGGAAGCCGAAGGGGAGGAAGAAGCUGUCUUCCGUGCGUCAGAAAUUUGAUCACAGAUUCCAGCCGCAGAACCCCCUCUCGGGAGCCCAGCAGUUCGUGGCAAAGGACCCCCAAGAUGACGACGACCUGAAACUGUGCUCGCACACGAUGAUGCUGCCCACGCGGGGUCAGCUGGAAGGGAGGAUGAUCGUGACGGCCUACGAGCACGGCCUGGACAACGUCACGGAGGAGGCUGUCUCGGCUGUGGUCUACGCCGUGGAGAAUCACCUUAAAGAUAUAUUGGCAUCGGUCGUGUCGAGAAGAAAAGCGUACCGGUUACGUGAUGGUCACUUUAAAUAUGCCUUUGGCAGCAAUGUGACCCCACAGCCGUACCUGAAGAAUAGCGUCGUGGUGUACAACAGCUUAAUAGAAAGCCCUCCAGCCUUCCCUGCUCCCUGUAUCGGCCAGAACCCGGCUUCCCACCCGCACCCCGAUGACGCUGAGCAGCAGGCCGCGCUCCUGCUGGCCUGCUCCGGGGACACCCUCCCCGCGUCUCUGCCCCCCGUCAACAUGUACGACCUGUUCGAGGCUCUGCAGGUGCACAGGGAAGUCAUCCCCACGCACACCGUGUACGCCCUCAACGUGGAGAGGGUCAUCACGAAGCUCUGGCACCCCAACCACGAGGAGCUGCAGCAGGACGAGGUGCACCGGCAGCGCCUGGCUGCCAAGGAGGGGCUGCUGCUCUGCUGAGGGGCGCAGGCGUCGUGACUGAGCACUGACCGUCCCGGGGCCACACCUCCAGGCUGCAGUGCGUCGUGUACAUAUGGCCUUUCCUAUGGAAAUGUGGCAUCAGCACGUUGUGUGUCGCUGCUGUGGAGCCGUGAACAGAACUCUGACUGGGCGAGGGACCCUUCCCCGUGGACGUGUCCCGCAGCGCGGGCGCUGAUAAAGCUCCUGCUGUGGGGACCAUCAGGCCCGAGGUUCAGGCUCCUGUGGUCUUCACGUCAGGAGGGUGACAUCCUAGAACAAAGACGCUUCAUCCCCGUGACCUGCAGGACAUCUGUGCUGUGACAUACACCCUGUACCUGGCAGGCUGGAGUGUCUGCCUUUCUUCUGAACUGUCUUGGGACUUGGUGGAAGUGACCUGCAGUGUUAGAAUCACAUACCUCCUUCAGUGGCCAGUUUCGUUUUAACAGAUGCGGCCGCACCCUGCAAAGCCAGGACCACUCCAGGGGCAGCCCUGCUCAGAAAGGCUGUGUUGGGACACCACACACCCUGGGAGCGUCACUGGCUACUCGGAAAAGGUCUCCUCGCAACUCAUGUCUCCUUUGCAGUCAGUGUGCGCAGACUGGCAGGUCACCCAGGCGUCUUCCUGCAGUUUCCAGAAGCCACGUGAACAGCUGCAGGUCCUAGGAGACGUGUCUGUCCUCUCAGGUGACGGAGUGAGAAUAACGUACCUUUGCAGUGUUACUGGUCGCCCGGUUCGUCCUUCUGCAGAUGUGUUGCUUUGUACUUGAGAUGGUGUUUGUUGGUGGUUGUGCAGUUGACCCCUGAACAAUGUGGGUGUUAGGGGCCCCGGCCCCUGACACAGUUGAAAAUUCACUUAAAAACUUGUGACUCCCCAAAACUUAGCUGUCCCUCAGUAUUCUCGGGGGAUUGGCUCCAGGACCCCCAGAUCCAAAACCAGAUGAUCUUAGACAGGUGUUCACUGAGGGAAGCUGUGUGGGCCCGUGAGGUUCCCACCACGUUCAGGGUCAGAACGGGGUUCUGGGGGGUUAGUGAUACAUGUACAAAUAUGUACAGAUGGGUACCUGGGACUGUGUAUUUGAUUUUGUACCUUAAAUGUGAUGAAUAAAGCUUUUUGGGAGAAAACGGUGUCUACUGA
Molecule: messenger RNA, 2198 nt
Organism: Molossus molossus (Pallas's mastiff bat)
Lineage: Eukaryota; Metazoa; Chordata; Mammalia; Chiroptera; Molossidae
Gene: TADA1
Product: transcriptional adaptor 1
Exons: 8
Coding region: 56-1063 (335 amino acids)
Biological process (GO): regulation of transcription by RNA polymerase II
Cellular component (GO): SAGA complex
Molecular function (GO): transcription coactivator activity
Source: RefSeq, a predicted model, not a curated record